Malus domestica (apple) is the source of this 934-nucleotide messenger RNA. Its product is annotated as ribonuclease 3-like. Gene Ontology annotation, cellular component: extracellular region. Lineage: Eukaryota; Viridiplantae; Streptophyta; Magnoliopsida; Rosales; Rosaceae. Gene Ontology annotation, biological process: RNA catabolic process. The record is from RefSeq and is a predicted model, not a curated record. Gene Ontology annotation, molecular function: RNA binding; ribonuclease T2 activity.
AUAUGCUUUCCGGGAUACUCCAUAUUCCCUCUCUCCUUCCCUAUUAAAUACAGACCUUUCAGCUAGCCAUAUUGUCAUCCCUAAAAAAAAAAGAAACCUAUUUCAUCAGAAAAAAAAAAAAAAAAAAAAAGAGAGACAAUGAGAUACAGCAAUACUUUGAUCUUGAUCAAGCUUUUGAUCAUUCAGUACCUCUCGGUUCUUUGUGUUUCUCAGGACUUCGAUUUCUUCUACUUUGUUCAGCAGUGGCCAGGAGCAUACUGUGACACAAAGCAUACUUGUUGCUAUCCCAAGUCAGGAAAGCCUACAGCAGAUUUUGGCAUUCAUGGCCUAUGGCCUAAUUAUAAGGAUGGUGGCUACCCCUCUAACUGUGAUCCCGACAGCGUCUUCGACAAAUCUCAGAUCUCAGAGCUGAUGACCAGUCUUAAUAAGAACUGGCCAUCACUGAGCUGCCCAAGUAGCAACGGUUACAGGUUCUGGUCACAUGAAUGGGAAAAGCACGGGACUUGCUCCGAGUCCGAGCUCGAUCAGAAAGAGUACUUCGAAGCAGCCCUCAAACUCAGAGAAAAAGUUAACCUUCUACAAAUCCUAAAAAAUGCUGGAAUCGUGCCAAAUGAUGAACUUUACAACCUAGAGAGCAUAGUGGAAGCUAUAAAAGAAGGUGUUGGGCACACCCCAGGGAUAGAGUGCAACAAGGAUUCGGCCGGAAACAGCCAACUUUACCAAGUUUAUUUGUGCGUCGACACUUCCGGCCAAGACAUCAUCGCGUGUCCUCUCCUUCCAAAGGGACGAUGUGCUUCCAAAGUUCAGUUCCCUAAAUUUUAAUUAACUCAUUGUUGUAAUUCUUUCACAAUAACCUUUUACUUUGUAACUUGUUACUUGUAUGUAUCUUUGGCUACCGAUGUUGCUUUCAACUAGCUAGCCACUUCAUGUGUCA